GAGGAGUUGGUCCGAGGUGGGGCUUUGAGAGCAGCAUUUAGCUCACUUCUCCUCUGUGUGAAGCCUCAUUCUUGCCUGACGCAGCUGCAGACACAAGAUAUGACUGAAAUGCCACUUUAGGAGGCUCUUAUUUAUGCACUUGAAGGGCCAGAAACCUGAACAGGCAGACGUGAAAUUGUCUUUGUGUUGGAUGGCAGCUGGCUGUUUUCUUCCAGCAAGUGGGAGAUUUUCAGGAGGAGGAAGUGAAGACAUAGGUCUUAGGAAAGGCAAUGAAUGUUCUGUCUAACUCAGCCAUCAGGGCCCAGGAUCCGCCUCUCUGUGGCCCCGGGUCUGUUCAGGAAUUACCUCUCUGCCCUCCAGGCUUCAACCUGAGCUCCCGCAUGAACCCUGCACCCAUGCUCAGCCUCCAGAGUGGCCAAAGAUCAACCAAACCCCAGAGGGAGCUGAGCCCCGAGGAGCAGCAGGAGCUCCGGAGGAAGAUCAACAGCAGGGAGAGGAAGCGGAUGCAGGACUUGAACAUUGCCAUGGAUGCUCUGAGGGAGGUGAUGGUCCCCUACGCCUCCUCUCCUUCCUCGUCUGCUUCCUCGCAGUCCCACCAACCCGGAGCGCCCCCAGGUCGCAGACUUUCCAAGAUCUCUACCCUGGUUCUGGCCCGCAACUACAUCCUCCUCCUGGGUUCAUCUCUGCAGGAGAUGCGACGGCUGCUAGGGGAGGUGAGCGUGGGGAUGGGAGUCAACACAGGCCCAGUCCCCCGGCUGCUGCUGGCUGGAGGGUGGCCCCUCAUCUCUGGACCUGGUCAGCUCCUGCUCACUCAGGAGUCACUGCUCUCCUCAACACCCCCCUCGUCUUCAUCCUCGUCUUCCCCUUCGUCAUCCACCGCAGCUAAAUGCACCCUGCUGUCUCCGGGUCACAUGGAGGUAUCAAUGGCCCCAAUGCAGUGGAGCUCUCCAGGGGCCCCAGGUGGGCUCCUCUGCUCUUGUGGGGUCUGCAGACUGCCAAGAUACAACCACUCGACUUCAGCUCCCCGGUUCCCAAAGUGACUCCUCCAGGAGGGUUCCUGUGGGAUAUGGACUUGAUACAUGUAUGCAAACUUUUGAUAGGAAUUUUUAUUUUUCUAACAUUUUUUAAUUGCUUAUUAUAUUUUACUACUGUACUCACACAUUUGAAGCACUGAUUGACUCUUCUUUCUAUAUUUUUUAAAUCCAUUAACGUGUUUUGAUUUCAAGUUGGGAUGAAUUUCUGUUUGAUUUUUUUUGUUUUUAUGUUAAGAUUUGAUUAACUCCUAUGUUUUUUUACUUUUUUUUUUGUCUUUUUAAUAAUAAAUGUUGACUAACACGUUUGUAGAUGAAUGUUUAUUAUGACCAAAUGUGAGUUGUAAUGACUAAAAAUAGAGCCAAAAGAAAGAAUGUGUCCAGAACUCCUCUGAAAUAAAGACUAUUUAAAGCUAAA
Molecule: messenger RNA, 1449 nt
Organism: Oryzias melastigma (Indian medaka)
Lineage: Eukaryota; Metazoa; Chordata; Actinopteri; Beloniformes; Adrianichthyidae
Gene: olig1
Product: oligodendrocyte transcription factor 1
Exons: 2
Coding region: 270-1040 (256 amino acids)
Molecular function (GO): protein dimerization activity
Source: RefSeq, a predicted model, not a curated record